CAGAAAUGACGUCAAAGUUUUGAUCAAGAAAUUCGAGGACUACUACAAGCCAGCAAACAACUUAACCCUCCACGAAUUCCGCUUUGGUUCAAGGGACCAGAAAGAAGGCGAACCAUUUAAUGACUGGUUGAUCGAACUGAAAAUUUUAGCCAAGAACUGUGAAUUCGGACUUCUAGAAGACCGUAUGCUACGCAGCCGUAUCGUUCUAGGCGUCCGAGACAAGCGUUUGCAGCAGAAACUGUUAGCGGAAAACCCUUCUUACCAAAAAACGGUAGAAAUUUGCCGCAUUGAAGAGCAAGGGAAGCAGCACUUCCAAGAGAUAAGCGCAGCAACAGGCGGAGCGCAAACUACGAUAGUGAACUCGGUUGCGACGGAAAAGAAGCUGUGCAGUAGGUGUGGCUACCAGAUGCAUCUUGGUGGAAAUUGUCCAGCGAGAGGAAAGACUUGCAGGAAGUGCGGUGCACAGAACCAUUUUGCCCAGGUUUGCAAAUCAGUCGGCGCCACGCAUAACGCCAGCCGUCAAGGAAAAGAGCUACGGGAGGUACGGGCCGAGACAGACGAUUUUUUUCUUGCGGGGCUAGCGAUAAACUCGCUUGAAGUUGAUAAAUGGACAGCAACAGUUUACAUCGAAGGCCGACCUGUCACGUGCAAACUGGACACAGGAGCGAACUGUUGCGUUAUCUCCAAAAACGAGCUGGAAAGGUUACCUGCUAAGCCAAAGGAAGCCUGCAAGGUGACUCUAACAGCGUUCUUUGGUCACAGGACUACGGCACAAGCAAAAAUCAAGCUUGUGCUUUACGCUAACAACAAAAAAUGCGAAGAACAAUUUUUCGUCGUCGAGCACGAUGUUCCAGUCACGCUCAGCGGGGCAGUCGCGGAACGCCUGGGGUUUAUAUACCGCAUACAGAAAGUCUCCAGUGAAGAACUAUAUCGCCCAGCCCAACCUUUCGCAGAUGUUUUCAGCGGGCUAGGACAACUUAAAGGCGUGGAGUACUCGAUGAAGCUGAAACCCGGCAGCGCGGGAACCGUCGUGCCUGCUAGGAGGGUCCCCAUCGCCCUGCAAGACAAAGUUCUGGCAGAACUGCAGCGCAUGGAGCAGCAGGGCGUCAUUACAAAGGCGGAGGUUCGCUACUUGGGACACAUCCUCACUACGCAAGGCCUGCGCAUCGACCCGGAGCGUGUUCAGGACAUUCUGGAAAUACCCGAGCCUAAGACCAGUAAGCAACUGCAAAUUUUUCUCGGCACAAUGAACUAUGUACAGCGUUUCAUUCCCAACAUGUCUGUCUUGACGGAACCGCUAAGAGAACUACUGAGAAAAGAUAACGCAUGGGUCUGGACAGAAAAACAACAGGCCAGUUUUGAAGCACUGCGCCAGGCACUGAUAACAGCGCCGAUUCUUUCCUACUUCGACCCGAAGAAGGCAGUCACGCUUUCUGUCGAUGCUAGCCAGUCGGGCGUAGGGGCUGUUUUGAUGCAAGACGGCCAUCCCGUAGCCUUCUCGUCCAGAUCUCUAACAGAGGCACAACAGCGUUAUGCGCAGAUUGAAAAAGAAACGCUUGCGAUAGUACAUGGGUGCACGAAGUUCCAUGAUUAUAUUUUCGGCCAAGCAGACGUGAUCGUCGAAACGGAUCACCGGCCUUUGAUACCGAUCUUCACCAAGCCCCUGCAUCAGUGCCCACUUCGUUUGCAGCGAAUGCGCCUCAGCUUGCAGCGUUACGCAAUAACUUUGCAAUACAAACCGGGUAAAGAGCUAUUCCUAGCGGACGCGUUAUCGCGGUUUCCUAAUAAGAGGGCACUGGAAGAAGAAACAGAGCAGUUUCAAGUGAAUGUGCUUGACUAUGUUUCAGCGUCGGAACACCGCUUGAAAACCUUGCGGGAUGCGACAAACGAGGAUCCGGCACUUAUCAUCAUCCGUGAAUACGCAGAGACGGCGUGGCCGGAGCACAAGCAUGGUGUCCCAGAGCCGGGAAGGCCAUACUGGACCUACAGGGAAGAAGUUCACGCACAAGAUGGGCUUGUCUUCCGAAGCAACAAGAGGCUCAUGGGGCGGCAGACCCGGACCCUCCUGCCGGUACCAACAAUUCACCUGGAGCCAGAGGCCAUACCCAGCAAGGAGGUCCACGACCGUCUCCAGACGAUCCGGCGCCGGCAAAAGAUCCACUACGACCGCAGCGCCAGGAACCUUUCCCCGCUGACGCCGGGACAACGCGUAACGACGUACGACACUCUCCAGAGAACCUGGGCUCCAGCUAUUGUUCUAAGGCCAGCCGAAACGCCAAGAUCUACGAUUGUGAAGACCGAAGACGGUCAUGAAAUCCGUCGCACAAGAGAACACCUGCGGGAGGCAGCACCUCAACCGGAGCCAGAAUCAACCUCGCAGGGGCCUUCAGAAGACGACCUCCAGCCUGGACAACAGCAGUUACGCAGGAGCACAAGAUUGCGUCGGGAACCCUGUCGAUACCCGUUGCCAGAUGAAACUUCUAGACCUUAUCAUCAUUAAAGGGGAGAUGUGGCCAUAUCACACUGUCAUUCUGAUAGCGCCCAGACUGUUAACAUGUGACGCCUACGUCACCCCUUUCCAAGUGUAUUUAUAUCGCUCCCUCUCAUGAAUAAACGCCUUUCGUUACCGGA
This is a messenger RNA of Dermacentor andersoni, 2631 nucleotides long. RefSeq lists its product as uncharacterized. Gene Ontology annotation, molecular function: zinc ion binding; nucleic acid binding. The record is from RefSeq and is a predicted model, not a curated record. Lineage: Eukaryota; Metazoa; Arthropoda; Arachnida; Ixodida; Ixodidae.